Australozyma saopauloensis is the source of this 357-nucleotide messenger RNA. RefSeq names its product translation elongation factor EF1B gamma (gene CAM1). NCBI's taxonomy places the organism in Eukaryota, Fungi, Ascomycota, Pichiomycetes, Serinales, Metschnikowiaceae. Gene Ontology annotation, biological process: translational elongation. The record is from RefSeq and is a predicted model, not a curated record. The coding region runs from base 1 to 357 and encodes 118 amino acids. The transcript has a single exon. Gene Ontology annotation, cellular component: cytoplasm; nucleus.
AUGUCUCAAGGUACCUUAUACGCUAACAGCAGAAUUAGAGCAGUCAUUCCAACUGCUUUGGUCAAGCACUUCAACUUGGAUGUGAAGAUUGUUGACCCAGCCUCUAGUGCUGAGUACACCAAGUUCUUCCCAUUGGGUAAGGUCCCAGCCUUCGUUGGCCCAAAGGGUGUUAAGUUGACUGAGGUCAUCGCCAUCUCCGUUUACUGUAUGUUCAUUUUCGUUGCAAUUGCGCUUCUUUACGCUGCAAUUGCUUUAAUUCCAUGCCACGUUGUUUUCUGGUCCAAAAUGAUGAGAAACCUUUUCAAAUUAUACAGUUAUCCCUGUCUUAAUAAAUUAUGUCGAGAUUCUUUACUCUGA